AUGCAACCCCAAAACCUCUGCCUCCAUAGAACCCUAAACCCUAAUCUCUUCCAUUUUCCGGGCAAGCUUAGUCACCCCCUUCUCAAACCCUCGCCGCAAAUUCACCGUUCCUCCGCCGUCCCUAAACGGCUAAUUAUUCGCUCACAGCACUCUAACCCAAUUCCCCCCCGCCAUAAUGACCGCCGGCGUCCGGACGUCCGUUCAUUCGCCGGCCGUAGCAAGGGCAAGCUCGGAGGCGAAUCCUCCGGCCGCAUCGAGGGCGGCGCCGACAUCCGCCGGGAGGCCAAGCGGAACGCCCGCCGGAGAAGCAGGAAACUGGCGGAAAGCCUCUUCUACCGCCUGAAGAACCCCCACAAGAACUACCCGGACAAUUUCUCCGAGGACGAGCUCCAGAUGAUCGGUCUCGGCUACGACCGGCUGGUCCGGUUCAUGGAUAGGGACGACCCGAACCUGAAGCACCCGCACGACUGGUACAAGUACGGCGAGUUCGGGCCCUACUCGUGGCGAGGUGUGGUCCUCGGCGACCCCAUCCGCGGGAGCUUCACCGACGAGCGCGUCACCAUGAUCGGCAGCGUCCGUGACCAAGAGGAGUGGGAGAAAAUCGAACAGCACGACAUGGCCGUCGAUUUUCAGAAAAGGCUCGACGCCAUGGAUAAGAACAAGAAAUCAAGGUACUUUUGGGUUUUCGUCAGGCACCCAAAAUGGAGGAUUUCAGAUCUGCCAUGGCAGCAGUGGACUCUGGUCUCCGAAGUGGCUCUAGAGGCAGGCGAUCAACGAUUGGACAAAUGGACUCUAAUGGGAAGGCUCGGGAAUAAAGCCCGAGCCCUAAUCACAAAAUGCGCGGCUUGGAUGAGGCCCGACAUUAUCUACGUGAAGCGGCCCGUUUAUCAGUGCAGGUUUGAGCCUCAGGAGGAUUUCUUCUCUGCCCUGGCCCCACUGCUCGACCCCGAAACUGAACACGACUACCCGUGUGAGCUUGAGGACGAGCAUGGGAAUGUGGAGAUUUGCACGUAUUUUGGCGGGCUCUGCAAGAUUGUUCGGGCCAGCCCAAAAUCGUUCGUGGACGAUGUGGUGAAUGCGUUCGAGAAGCUGAUGGACGAGAAAAAAUCGAAAUGCCUCGAGUUUUUGUUCACUAACCAUCCGGUUAUGCUUCUUCACCCGUACACUAAGGAAUGGAAGUUAAAGUUGGAAGAGAUGGAGUUGGGUUGUGAUGCACCCGACGAGUUUGAGUUUGAAGAUGGUGCAAAGGAGAUUCUUGAUUGGGUUGAGGAUGAUGGUAAUAAUAAUAAUGAUGAUGAAGAUGAAAUUGAUGAUGAUGAUGAUGGAGUGCCGGAUGAUGUCAUCGAUGACGUGGAAGGAAAAGGGGAUGAGUUGCUAGGUAUUCGAGAGGAUGAGGAAGAGUCGGGGCCCGAGCAAAAUGCGGAGUAUUGGGAUGAAGAGUUUAAGAAGGCGAUGAAGAGCAAUGAGGGUAUGGAGAAGCUUGUGGAGAGGAGUAUAAAGACGGCUAAUAAGUUUUAUGAGGGUCAAAUGGGGUUAAAUGAGGAGGAGAGUAAUAAAGGGAGGGAUUUGAAGGGAAAUGGGGAUGAAUUGGAGAUGAGAGGGAAAAGGGCGAAAGUGAGUCGAGAAGAAUGGAAGCUUUUGGGUUACGGGCCGUACAGGAGAAAGGUUAGCAAGAGUAAGAUACCACCAGGUUUGUUUUUGAAAGCGGCUGUUAGGCCGUUCACUUACAGGAAUCUGGUGAAGGAGAUUGUGCUGACGAGGCAUGCGAUUGUUGAAGGGGAGAUUGGUAUGAAGAAGAAGAAGUGA
This is a messenger RNA of Striga asiatica, 1806 nucleotides long. The record is from the annotation of a GenBank genome assembly. Lineage: Eukaryota; Viridiplantae; Streptophyta; Magnoliopsida; Lamiales; Orobanchaceae.